Molecule: messenger RNA, 3843 nt
Organism: Grus americana (Whooping crane)
Lineage: Eukaryota; Metazoa; Chordata; Aves; Gruiformes; Gruidae
Gene: RAMP2
Product: receptor activity modifying protein 2
Exons: 5
Coding region: 3004-3534 (176 amino acids)
Biological process (GO): calcium ion transport; protein localization to plasma membrane; angiogenesis
Cellular component (GO): membrane; cell surface; signaling receptor complex
Molecular function (GO): coreceptor activity
Source: RefSeq, a predicted model, not a curated record
CCCGGCGGGCGGCAGAGGACGCGCAGGGGCGGCCCGUGCCCGCAGCCCCGCAUCCCGCCCGGGCCCCGCAUCUUUGGAGCUUCGCUGAGUCAGGCGGGGCGGGAGCCCGGCGUCCCCCCGACCUUCCCGGGCAUUGGCUCGGGAGCGGGCUGGCAGCGCUGGGACGGGCCGGGGACCGGAAUAAAUCCCCGAGCGCAGCCCCAGCCCAGGUCCCGGCGGUGAGAGGAUGCUCGUCGGGAAGCAGCUCCUCUGCUGCCUGCUCCUUCCUCUGCUCCAGCGGGGGCACGGGGAUGCUGAGUACUGGGACCUUGAGGACGAAGGUAAGACCAUGGUGCCAUCGUCCCAGCACGGCUCUGGCCCCGGCUGCUGCAGCAUCGCUGUGGCAGUGGGCUCUGCUGCUGGCAGAGGCCGUGUCUGUACCCCAGGGGACAGGGCCCUGCUCUUGCAUGGUCCCGUGGGUCCUGCCAGUGCCGACGGCACCGUCUGUCCUUCCAGGUCACUAUCUGUACCUGGACGAGGACGGUGAGUACACGUGCCCUCCUGCGGUCCUGGCUGUCCUCCCCAUCCACCCACAGACCUCGGUGGUCCCUGUGCAAUCUGUGCUGGGGCUCACAAGAGCCCAGGUCCCAGCGUGGCUGAUCCCACGGGGCCCCGCGGCCACGGGCAGCGCCAGCAUGGGACCCCCAGGGUCACGCGUUGAACUCCUGCACGGCAAACGGGGCACCUGGCCCACGCUGGGCAGAGCUGGGAGAGUUCCCCAGGGGUGACCUCAAACAGCCCCCCAAAACCGGGCUUGGGGGGAGAGCUGGGGGCGAGGUGGCAUCCCAGGGUCUGGCUGGUGCUCUGCAGAACCACCGGAGGUGCUGGGGGGGCCAGCCCGCUGCCAGGACACCUACCAGGACUGGAUCUCUCUCUACUGCUGGGCUCCCUUCCACGCUGCCCUCAUGGCCACCCCCGAGGGCAGCCACUGCUGCUGGGACCAGAUCAGCAGGUGGGUUAGCAUCAGCCCCGGCGGUGCCAAAUGCACGCUCGGAUCGGCGCCGCUGCGGUGGACGUGUCCCCGCCCCGGCAGGCCAGCCUCACGCCGCCUCUCCGCAGCACCUACAGCGAGCUCUCCGGCUGCACCCAGCUGCUGGCUCAGCUGCUUUCCUGUCCCUGGCCCAGCGCUGUCCUCGACGCCUUCUUCCUGCAGGUCCACGCCGAGUACUUCACCAACUGCACGGCGGCCGGGCCCCCCAGGCUGGGCGGGCUGCCCCCCGGGAUGGCCGUGGCUGUGGCCGUGGGGCUCGGCUGCCUUGUGCCCCUCGCAGCCGCCCUUACGCUUAGCAGAGCCCGAAAAGGGGCUCAAAUCCCAGCGGGCAGCUGCCCAGCCCCUGCCUGCCCCCGUGCCUGCGAGGGGCUGGAAACACCCCCCUUCCCUCCCAGCCCUGGGAACUAACGAGUGGGACGAGGGUGAGGAGACAGGGCAGAGCAGGGACAGGGGGGCUGGGCGUCCUGGGGAUGGAGGGGGUCCCGUGGCAUGGGGUGAGGCUGCACCCGGUGCUCCGGAUGCCUGCAUCUGCCCUGGGGGGCAGAGCAUCAGGAGAAGGGUCCCAGGCGCUGGGGUCCUGACCCUGCGUGGGCUGAGCCCCUUCCUCAGCACCCCAGGGUGGGGGGCUGGCAGGGAGCGCCGGGGAUGCCAGGCUGGGGGGGGAGUGAGCCCCAGGCCUUGGCUGGCAGCCACCGUCCCAUCCCUGCCCAUCCCCUCCGGAUGCCCCAGGAGGGGGGCGGCCGGCCCGGUCCCAAGGCUGCGCUGAGAUCAUUGGGUGUCUCCCUGGCAGAGGCUCCCGCCACCCGGCCGGAGGCUCCAGCAGCUCCAACAAAGAACAGGACCAGGGGGGCUCCAACCCUGCGGCCCCCAGAGUGCCAGGGCCUGAUGGCUUCCAGAUGCAGCCGCUCACCCGUGAAAGGUCCCGCGGUGCCCCGGAGCGGCGGCAGCCACGGCAUGAGGAGGGUCGGACAGCUCUGCCAGGACUUUUGCUGGGGAACGCGAAGCCCAGCGAGAUCAUCUUUCCGCAGCAGGGAGGGUCCGUCUGAGCUGCGCUUCAUCGCGCUCGGAUUCACGCUCUGCGGGUCCCGCGGGCGGGCUGUUAAAGGGGAAGCUUUGGGUUCGCACUCUGCCCUGGGCCAGAGGUGAAAUGAGCUCACCCGGCCUCAGCCCGGUCCUUGGGUGGGAACACCGUGGACCUGUGGGGCUGGGGUCAUCCUGGGCGGCGCCGCUCUGUGGGGGGAUGCGGGGCCCGCAGGUGGGAGCUGUGCCAGGAGCGAGGGGCUCCGGCAGAGCCGGGCGGGUGCCGGGCUGGGUGGUGCGGGAGAAAGAUGUCGGGGCUGAGGACCGGCAACGUUGGCCAAGUCUCUGCCUUCUCCCCACCUCCCCGCCUGCGUUGGCCUCGCACCCGUGGGCAGGUCGCACCACCGCCCUUCCCUCCCCGGCCGCAGGCGGGGGCCAGGGCUACCCUGGCGAUGCCGCGAGCCCGGGUGAACCAGGAGCCGUGGUGUCAGGGCCAUGGGUCCCCCCGCCAUCCCCGUGCCCGGGCGGCAGCGCCUGUCCGGGGAUAUUACGCUUUCCCGUCCACUCCCUCCGGCUGCCGGGCUGCCUGCCCUCCACGCAGGAGACGAGGGAUUUCACAACCCAGCCCAGACAGGAUUAAAGAGAAAUACACAAGUAAACAAAUAGCGGCCUCGUAAAACUGGACGCGCUGCGCAGGGAGUGGAGCCUCUGGGCCGCCGGGUGAGGCGAGGGCUGCCUGGGUGCUGGGGCGCGGGAGCGAUGCCCGCGGGGGCCGGCACCGCGCUGCGAGGCGGCGGGGUCCCGCCGGGAGAGCCGCUUUAAAGCAGCGCUGAGCAAUCUCAUUUUUCACACGUCUCCUGUAGUCAAACUGCCCCUGUCAGAGGAAAGGAGUUGCUUCCUGUUAUUUCCAUUGAAAUACUUGUCCCGGUCGUUAGCCGGCAGGCUUUUGCAGGAUGGCACCGCGCGCGCAGACGGGCUCCGGCCGGCUCUCCCGAGGGCUCCUGCUGCUCUGGGCACUCCUGGGGACGGGGGUCUGCCACACGGGCACUGAGGAGGAGGGCUUCGGCCAGGACGCCAGGACGAGCCCGCCCACGGCCAUGUACAACUGGACAGCCCAGCUCAUGGAGGAGACGUACACCAACAUCACACAGAAGUGCUGGGAGUUCUUCGUUGAACUGAUGAGGAACGUGACGGCGUCGGAGCUGUGCGAGUGGAAAGUCAUCAGCAGGCCCUACAGCUUUCUGCAGGCCUGCCUGGAGAACUGGGCUGACCACCUACGUUACGGCUACCCCAACGCGCUGGCGGAGCAGUACAUCUUCCAGAGCCAUCAUCGCUACUUCCACAACUGCACCCUGGAGCACCAGGUCUACUUCGACCCGCCCGAGGACGUGCUGCUGGCCAUGAUCAUCGCCCCCAUCUGCCUCAUCCCCUUCCUGGUCACUCUGGUCAUCUGGCGCAGCAAGGACGGCAAGGCCCAGCCCUAACGCCGCUGCCCGGGCACCCCGACCCAUCGCCGGCCGCCCCGCUGCCUGCGGCGGGCAGAAAGCGGGCAGCAGCGGCCCUGCGGGUCCUGCGCCCGGGUACUGCCCCGUGCUUCCUGCUCCCUCGGGCUGCGGGGUCACCGGCUGCUUGAACGGCCCUGGGGGGGGUGGUGGUGGGUGUCGUCCCGCGGGGUCCUGGGAUUACCGGCACACGCCGCCGGGGCGGCCGGUUCCCGCUGUGCCGCGGUUGGCGCCCCUUCGCCCUGCUCCACCGCCGGCCCCGCGGCUGGGGAUUAAACGCUUCCUCCCCCA